Messenger RNA from Anopheles darlingi, 1914 nucleotides. RefSeq names its product dynein axonemal heavy chain 7-like. Lineage: Eukaryota; Metazoa; Arthropoda; Insecta; Diptera; Culicidae. The record is from RefSeq and is a predicted model, not a curated record. The coding region runs from base 1 to 1914 and encodes 637 amino acids. Gene Ontology annotation, molecular function: minus-end-directed microtubule motor activity; dynein intermediate chain binding; dynein light intermediate chain binding. Gene Ontology annotation, biological process: microtubule-based movement. The transcript is spliced from 7 exons. Gene Ontology annotation, cellular component: dynein complex.
AUGGAACCGAAGUACGUGGAGCCACCGCCGUUUAAUCUGAACGCUUCGUACGACGAGUCGAACUGCUGUGUUCCGCUGAUUUUUGUGCUGACGCCCGGUACAGAUCCGACGGCUACGCUGCUUAAAUUCGCUGACUCCCAGGGGCUCGGUGCGAGUCGGCUUUUUUCGCUGUCCCUCGGCCAGGGCCAGGGACCGAUCGCGACCAAAAUGAUCGACGAGGGCACCAAGUUCGGCAACUGGGUGCUGCUGCAGAACUGCCACUUGGCGCAGAGUUGGAUGCCGACGCUGGAGAAGAUCUGCGAGAGCUUCCAGCCCGACACCACGCACCCGGACUUCCGGCUUUGGCUCACUUCCUAUCCAACCGAACAUUUCCCGGUGGUGGUGCUGCAGAACGGUAUCAAGAUCACGAACGAGCCACCGAAGGGUUUGCGCAUGAACGUGACUCGUUCGUUUACCAGUGAUCCGAUCUCGAACGUCGAGUGGUUCGAGGCGUGCAAACAACCGACCAGCUUUAAGAAGCUGCUCUAUAGCCUUUGCUUCUUUCACGGGAUCGUACAGGAACGUCGCCAGUUCGGCCCGAUCGGUUGGAACAUACCGUACGAGUUCAAUGAAACGGAUCUCAGCAUUAGCAUGACCCAGCUGCGUAUGUUUCUGGAUGAGUAUGAGGAGGUGCAGUAUGUGGCGCUCCGGUAUCUCACCGGCGAGUGCAACUAUGGGGGGCGCGUGACGGACGAUUGGGAUCGGCGCUGUCUCAAUACUAUUCUGGCCAAAUUCUAUCAGCCGGCCGUACUGGAGGAUGAGAGUUUCCACUUUGACGAAGCCGGCUUGUACCGGGUGCCGGAGCUGAAGGAGCACGAAGAGUUUGUGGUGUUCAUUCGGGAGCUGCCCGUGAUUGCACGCCCAGGGGUGUUUGGUCUGCAUGAGAAUGCCGACAUCACGAAGGAUCAGAAGGAAACGGAUCUGUUGCUGUCGAGCGCUCUAAAGACACAGGAUCGUACGGAUUUGCUGCAAAUGAAGAUAUUGGAGGAUCUGAAGAAUACAUCAACAGGAGUAUUUAAGGAGACUCCCGCCGAGCUGGUGAUCCGCGUAUCCAGUGACAUCCUGAACCGUCUGCCGGCUGAGUUUGAUCGUGAAGCCGCGUUGGAAAAGUAUCCAACCGACUAUCAUCAGAGCAUGAACACGGUGCUGGUGCAGGAGAUGGUUCGGUUCAAUGCUUUGCUCAGCUGCAUCCGUGGCAGCCUCGCAACGGCCCGCAAAGCCAUGCAAGGACUCGUGGCCAUGUCACCGACGGUGGAGGAGGUGGUCGGUGCCAUUCUGGUGGGGAAAAUACCAUCAGUUUGGGCAAAGCGUUCCUAUCCCAGCUUGAAACCGCUCGGAUCAUACAUCGUCGAUUUCAUCGCCCGGCUCGAUUUCUUGCAGAAAUGGUACGACGAGGGCCCACCGGCUACCUUUUGGGUGUCGGGCUUCUUCUUCACACAAGCCUUUCUCACCGGGGCCCAGCAGAACUACGCCCGGAAGUAUGUCAUUCCGAUCGAUUUGCUCGUGUUUGACAAUGAGGUGCAGCGGAGCACGGAAUUCAACCAACCACCCGAUGACGGUGUGUACGUGUAUGGUCUGUUCCUGGAGGGUACUCGCUGGGACGGAGAAGCGGGGUAUCUAGCGGAGUCCAUCCCUCGAGUACUGUUUGAUACGAUGCCGCACAUUCUGCUUAAGCCCAUGAAAAAAGAGGAUUUUGUGAUGAGACAUACGUUCAACUGUCCGGUGUACAAAACCGCCGAACGCCGUGGAACCCUCUCAACGACGGGUCACAGUACGAACUUUGUGAUUUCUUUGCUGCUCGAUUGUGCACCGGAAACACGUCCCGAGCACUGGGUAAUGCGAGGUGCUGCAAUGUUGUGUCAGCUAAGCCAUUGA